This is a messenger RNA of Naegleria lovaniensis, 4053 nucleotides long. RefSeq lists its product as uncharacterized. The transcript has a single exon. The record is from RefSeq and is a predicted model, not a curated record. Gene Ontology annotation, biological process: antibiotic biosynthetic process. Bases 1 to 4053 code for a protein of 1350 amino acids. NCBI's taxonomy places the organism in Eukaryota, Heterolobosea, Eutetramitea, Acrasida, Naegleriidae. Gene Ontology annotation, molecular function: hydrolase activity, acting on carbon-nitrogen (but not peptide) bonds, in linear amides.
AUGCCACCUGCAUCAUCUACUUUACGAACGAAAAGAAACGAAGAAGGCUCACUUCGGUUUCAUGACGAUGAUGAGGAUGACUUUGACACGGAGGACCAUCCUCAUGCUGGUGCUGCUGGACUCGAAGAUAUUGAUACCUUUCUAGAACCAACCAAUCUCGUUCUCAAACAUCAUGAAGCAGAGGCUAAACGCAAAUCCAUCACGAUGGCCGUACAAACAGUACCUCAUAUUGUUUCUCGAUCUAUAGCAGGAUGGGUCUCUGCUAUUCUGAUUGUGGCUCAACUUGCUGCCAUCAUUGGUUUUAUAUUCCUUCCGAUUAUUAUAGUGAUGGCUCAUCAUGAUUUUUGUUUUUUAUGUGGAGGUGCUGAAUUCUUAUUGGUAUUGAGUAUGAGUGUGAUUGGUAUUCUCUUGUUAUUGAUUGGAUUAAUAUAUCCACUGAGACAAUAUAUUAUAGAAAAGAAGAAACAACAUGAAAAGACUCAUGAAGAUUUGUUACAUGAACAAUUGGAAGCUCACUUGUCAUCCAUGGGUCAUGAUGAAGAGUUUAAAGAUGAUGAAGAUUCAAUGAUGAUGGAUGGUGGUAGCAUGGAUCAUGGAACAGGUCACUCAUCCACCAUGUUUAUUCAUGAUGAUGAACAUUAUGGAACAACGACGUUGUCGUCGAAUCAGAACCAUCAGCAACAGCAACACCAUCAUUACACUUCACAACAAUUACUUUCAGCCUCUUCCACGAGUUUGAAACAAGUUUCACGACACACCCAUUCAUUACGUAAAUUAUCCAAUCUCACAUCAAAAUGCUCUUCAUUCCUUUCACACUAUUUUGGAGCUACUUCAACCAAAAAGAAAACCGCAUGUUGUUUACUCUCUUCCAUCACUCUAUUAGGAUUUAUAUGGUUAGCAAUUUCCAUCCUUGUUGUAUUGAGUUUACUUGCUAUGGUUCGAUCGACUAGAAUUCAAAAGAGUGGUCUUCUCUAUUCCAAUCAAAUCUUUGGUAAACGUGCCAUGAUUGUACGUGAAAUGAAUGGAAUGGUUCAUGUUGUUGCUGAGAAUAUGAAAGAUUUAGCAUUUGCACAAGGAGUAGCAGCAUGUCAAGAUCGAUUAUUUCAAAUGGAACUCUAUAAGAGAGUGUGUCAAGGUACAAUGAGUGAAAUUGUUGGACAAGAUGCACUCAUUGUUGAUAAAUUGUCAAGAAUUUUAGGAUUUACGAAAUAUGCUCGAGAUAAUUUAAAGCAUUUACCAAAUAAUACUAUUGAAAUCAUUCAAUCCUAUGUGAAUGGAAUUAAUUCAUUUAUUGCAUCGAAACCAAGAUUACCACCUGAAUUUGGACUUGUUGGAUUUCAACCUACCGAAUGGAAUGUCAUUGAUGUGUUAGCCUUUGAGAAAUUGAUUGCAUUCCAAAUGACUUAUAAUUAUAUUUUUGAAUUGGCACGAUUAGUAAUUUUAGAAAAUGGUGCAACCUUGGAGAGAGCCACUGAAUUAUCCACUCCCUCUCAUGCUCAUCAAUUUACUAUUUUCACGAGAGAAGAAUUGAAUAUGACUCUUUCAGAUGAAGAGGCUGAAGAGAUUGAGAGAAGAUUAUUUGAUCAAUCUGGAGCAUUUAUUCCUCAGCAACAAAAGCAGCAACAAACAUCUUCUGAGAAUCGAAUGAGUAAUGCUCCUCAAAGCAAUUGUACUGGAUCCUACCACCCUACUCCAAGUAAUGAAUCCAACACAUUCUCAAAAUUAUUUGAAGAAUCAUCAAAUUUCUUAGAUUCUUCGGAUCCAAACAUGUUCGGAAUUGGACACAUUCUCACUGAAAUUUUCAACAAGAAUCGUUAUUUGAACAUGCUCUUUCCAAUGAAGAGAGGACGUUCUCGUGGUUCCAAUAAUUGGGUGAUUCAUAGAAAUUUAACAGAUAGUUCCACUGGAUAUAACGUGAAUGAUCCUCAUUUGGAUUUCUCCUCACCUAUUAUUUUUCAACAAAUUCAUUUGAAAUUAGUGCCAGAUGUUUCAAAAGUGAAUGAAAAGGAUUUGAAAAGAAUGUCAUCGUUAUCGGAGCAGCAGCAGCAGAAGCAGCAACAACAAGAGGAAUCAUCUUCCUCUUCUUCCUCCUCCUCUACGCGACAACAACAACCAUCCUCAUCCUCUACACCACAACAACCAUCAACACAACAACCAUCAUCAACCUCCACACCACAACCAUCAACACAACAAUCAUCCUCAUCAACCUCCACACAACAACCAUCAACACAAUCCCCCACACAACCCUAUGACUUUGAAUUAAUUGGUGCUUCCUUCCCAGGAUUACCCUCCAUUGGAAUUGGAAGAAAUGCAUACAUUUCAUGGAGUAUUACUCUAUCCUUUACAGAUGUACAAGAUUUAUAUGUCUUGACACCAUGUCCUCACUCUCCAAAUACUCAUUACAUGAUGGAUGGUAAACCUGAACCUUAUCAAAUUCGAAAAGAAUUUAUUCACAUUAAGGAUCAACAAGCACUCGAAUUGGAAGUGAAAGAGAGUCGAUUUGGACCCAUUUUCAAUACCAUCCUCAUGGAUCCACAAAUUGGAAAUGUUCAUGUGAAACACACUGCUCAACACUAUCCCAUUGCAUUGAAAUGGACAGCACAUCUUGCCAAUGAUACCACUUUGAUUGGAUUGGAACAAAUGACACGCGCUCGAAAUAUGGAUGAAUUUAUAAAGGGUACUCAUCUCUUGAGUGCCUUUCCAUUUUGUAUUGUCUUUUCAGAUCGAAAUGGAAAUAUUGGAUAUUCAUUGACAGGUAUUACUCCAAUCAGACAACAAGGUCAUACUGGAAUGUUUCCAAUGCCAGGCAAUGUUUCAACCUUUGAAUAUAAAGGUUAUGCGAGUGGAUCUGAUUUGAUUACUCUUCUCAAUCCAAAGAAGGGUUACAUCAUUACUGCUAAUAAUAGAAUUACUCCUGCUGGAUGGCCCUAUAUCAUUAGUAAUGAUAAUGAAUAUGAUUAUAGAGCAAAAAGAAUUGAUCAAAUGCUAUCGAAUCGAUUGAAAUUACAUCAAAAACUCACUCAAAAAGAUAUGAUUGAAAUUCAAAAUGAUGUUCAGAGUUUAAUUUUUGAAGAAUUGAAAUUUGUAUUUCAAUAUAUUAAGAAUCGUUUACAAGAGAGUGAAUUACCACCAUCCAAGGAUCAUUACUUGAAAUAUGUGAAUGAAUUACUCACUGAAUGGAAUGGAAAGAUUGAAAGAGAAUCUACACAUGCUGCCUUGUUUGAAUCAUUUUUGAACAAUCUCAUUACUCUUCCUCAAUUUGAAGUUUCAGAAAAGUAUUGGAAUGAUUUUUAUUAUUUGAGAAGAGCCAUGACACUCAAUAAUGAUACUGCAUGUGUGGUUGAUAGAAAACAAACAUGUCAAGAAUUUGCAUUACAAACCUUUAAAGAAACAAUUGAUCAAUUAUUUAGAAAUUUUGGAAAUCGAAUUCCAAAAUGGAAAGAAAUGCAUUACAUUGAUGCAUCUCAUCCAAUACUUGGACUCACACCACUUGCAUGUCUCUCAGAUCGUCAUUUACAUACCAAUGGUGGUACCUAUACUGUGAAUAUUAAUAAUUAUGUUUAUGAUAAGAUUACCAAUACUACCAUUCCAACAGUGAAUGCAGCAGUGUAUCGACAAAUUAUUGGAGGUGGAGAAUUUUCAAGUCCUACUACUACUACUACUACUACCACUCAUACCACCACUCAUACCACCACCACUCAUACCACCACCACUACAGGUGUGGAAGAGUUCAUUCAUGACAAGAAAGGUGUGGAAGAGUUCAUUCAUGACAAGAAAGGUGUGGAAGAGUUCAUUAAGAAGAUGACUCAGUUUGGAAUAGGUGUCAAUGUUCGAACAGAGUUCAUUAAUGCUGAAAAGAAGACUCAAGAAGAUUUAUGGGUACUUCCACUCGGUCAAGAUGGUAACAUGUUUUCUAAAAAUUAUGAUAACAUGAUGAAUUAUUAUAUUGAAGGAAAAUAUUAUCCAUUGAGAACAGAUUUAGAUCGAGAGGUCACAGAUGUGUAUACCAUCGUCAUGAAUGCUGAGAAAGAGGAAGUACAACAUACGGUCUAG